Astrephomene gubernaculifera is the source of this 3459-nucleotide messenger RNA. NCBI's taxonomy places the organism in Eukaryota, Viridiplantae, Chlorophyta, Chlorophyceae, Chlamydomonadales, Astrephomenaceae. The record is from the annotation of a GenBank genome assembly.
GUUUGGCUCUUGCAGAAAGCUAUCUUAUUUCUAUUUCUACCAUCCUGCUGAAACUUCCUAGCUUACCUGGCAUCGCAGCCUGAAGACAACACGAUGGCGGACGAUGAAAUUGAGCAGGCAACUGAGGCUGUGAAGGAGCUUGAAGUGGACGACAACAUGGAACUAAGCCUUGACCUCGGCAAGAAGAAAAAGAAGAAGAAGAAGGACCUGGUGCUCGAUCUGGAGGGUGGUGAUGCCGCCGCGCCAUCUGCGGCACCAACGGGCGAGCCAGAGGACGGCAUGGAGAUGUCGCUGGACUUGGACCUAAGCAAGAAGAAGAAGAAAAAGAAGAAGACCCGGCAAGGAGAGGGCGAGUUUGAGGAGGGAGAGGAAGGAGGGGCAGCUGGUCCAGUGGACGACGGCCAGGAAGCGGCGGUGGGAAAGUUCCCAUGGUCUGGCACCGACCGCGAGUACGACUAUGAGGAGCUCCUGGAGCGCGUGUUCGGCAUCCUCCGCGAGAAGAACCCGGAGCUCACAGGCGAGCGCCGCCGCACCGUGCUCAAGCCGCCCCAGGUGGCGCGUGAAGGCACCAAGAAGACGGUGUUCACCAACUUCAUGGACCUCUGCAAGGCCAUGAACCGCCAGCACGAGCACGUGUCGCAGUACCUGCUAGCGGAGCUGGGCACGAGCGGCAACCUGGACGGCCAGCAGCGGCUGAUCGUGAAGGGCCGCUUCCUGCCCAAGUCGUUCGAGACGGUGCUCAGGCGUUACGUGAACGAGUACGUGCUGUGCCCCGGCUGCAAGAGCGUGGACACGCUCCUAGAUAAAGACAGCGCCACCCGCCUCAUGCACCUGCGAUGCCAGCAGUGCGGGGCGUCCAGGACGGUGCAGGCCAUCAAGGCCGGUUUCGUGGCCCGUGUCACGAAGCGUGUGGCGGACGCCAAGUAAGCGGACAACGUUUCACCUCUCCAGGCGCAGCGGCCAUUACAGCACCGCAUAGGGUCAGUGUUCUGCUUAACAGCAGCUUGAACUAUGGACUGCAUGCUGGAUGCUACUGCUGCCCGGUGAUUGGUUGGUGUCUAGCGCUGGGUGGCUUAGGAGGGCGCAUGGAUGCAGGACUAGGGCGUCAAAGAGGGAAAUGCCGCUUUUGCAUUGACAGGACGGGGGCAUUGUUUGCGCGUGUAGGCAGUUGACAUGGAACUGACAGGUUUGCCUCUGGUGCGGGUUAUAGGCUUUGAUUGUUACGGUUUGGCGGAUUAUGGUGUCUGGUCCCCGUGGUGCCUAACGACGGUGACUGUAUGGCUCUUCUAGCGGUGUGCAGGAUGCAUGUUAGGCUUGCCAUUGAGCGCCACAAAGCAGAUGGUUGUGCUGGCUGGGCUCGUGCUGUACGGCGCGUCUGUACAUUUGCUGUACGCAUGUAACCCAAAGAUAGGUGCAUGGCAUGUAAGUGUUGCUCAGAUAGGAGCCAGAUCUCUCGCGAUGCCUGCGUAACUGUUACUCACCCAAAGACCUCCAAUGCCGCACCGGCGCCAGACCAUAGGGCGCCGUUUACUCGCAGCGACUUUCAUGUGCGGUAGGCUCCCACGCGUGGCAGUUGCUGUAUUGUUAUGUGUAGCGAUCUUCCAAGUAUUUCUCAUCCAUCUAUGGCACCGGUUUCACCAGAGCCGUGACCUUAUGGGCGAACUGCCCCGACUGCAGUCAGCAUUUGCAGUCCCACGGGCUGGGGGAUACUAUACAAUGACCACAGCUACAGCCACUUGUGAACGUCUUGUUUCGACUUACGAUGAAGACAAUACAUUAGCGAAGUUAUUUCUGCUAGCGCGGCAAGCGGGGAUAGUCGUGCCAUGCCACGACUCGGCGCUGAGAGGCCUCAACUUCUCCGUGUGUUCCAAGAAGUGCAUCAUAGCAGCCAAUCUUCAUAAUUCAAUGGAGGUCAUACCAAACAUGAUCGUGCAGCUGAUCUGGACAGCGCACUUGCUGGGCCCCGCCAACAUCUUAGUUUCGAUCUAUGAAAGCGGGAGCAAGGAUGCCACAGCCGACUGGUUGCAGUUGCUUAGAGCUGUACUAGGUUACCUCUCAGUACCACAUAUCAUAACUACGGGCGGCAUAACGAGAGAGCCUGGCCAAGAUCGCAUUGCCUACCUGGCAUCCGUGAGGCAAGCGGCAGUGGAUCAGGUGUUGGCAAACUGCAAUAAAUAUGCGACCAACUUUUGCAACUCUUCUCGCAUAGUCUAUGUCAACGACGUCCUGUUUAACGCGCCAUCCAUGGUACGGCUUUUACAGUACGGCAACGAAGACAUGGCUUGCGGCAUGGACUUCGAACCCAUCCUUGCCGACCACCCGAUGUCCGAACAGCGCAGCUAUAUGACAGGCCACCUUCUCCAAACCUGGCAUCUGCCACGGCCUCUAGCAUCCAGCCUUGCCUCCUCAACCCUCGCCUUUCGCCUAUGGAAGAAAGCCUAUCGCCGUUCCGCAACCCUACUACGCCUCCUGCCCCUAUCCUUCUACGACAUCUGGGUUGCACGCGACGUAGCAGGCGACCGCUUCACCCGUCCCGCACCGUUUACUCACCACGGCCCUACCGCAGCUCGCAUCCAAGCCGGGCUCCCUGUUAGCGCCUACUGCUGCUGGAACGGCCUGAUAGCCCUUGCAGCCCAGCCGCUGCUAAGCCGCCGCAUCGCCUUCCGUGCGCACCGGCCCCCGCCGCAUCGCAAUGGCCCUGCUGACGACGGUGGUGGUGUUGCUGACCGUGCUCACAAUAGCGGUGGCGACAACGAGUGUGCGGCGUCGGAGUGCAGUCUCCUGUGUGACGACUUCCACCGCCUGGGUCGUUCACGUAUCGUCAUUGACCCCUCAGUGCGCGUCGCCUACCGUGCCGUAGCCGCGGAACGCAUCUUCCUAGGCAGCAGCAGUACCAGCAUUAGCAGCGCCCUCAGUAGCAGUAGCAGCAGUGGCGGAGGGGGCGAUGACCCACGGGUCACUGCUGAGCCUGCGGACCUUCUUCCUCACGUGGAGUGGAGUCCGUGGCUGAUAUCGGAUCUGGAGGCCUGGCGUGUGGAGCAGGGCUUGCCAUCCACUGUGGAGUGCUGCGGCUUGGAGCCGGGACGUGACGGAGUGGACUUUGAGCACGGAUGCGUGCGCAUUCCGUCUCUGGCAGGAACAGUGGUGUCGGUGGUUGCGUCCAGGAAUGGCGGAAACGGCAGCGGCAGUGAUGGCGACCGGAAGUGAGGGGCUGGUGGGCGCGCGGGGCAGGCGUGGUGGCUGGAGGCUGUGAUGACUGGCGCCUAGCAGGCCCUGGAAGCCGGCGCCCAGGAGUGCUGCUGGAGGGUUGAGCUGCGCGCUGUUGAGCUGCUGUUGGGGUUGAGCUGGGGGCUAGGGGGUAGCAAAAGCAGCCAAGGAUGCAUGCAUGCGGUUUUCGAGGGCCCCGAACAACUAUGAUGUUGCGUGUUUUCAAUAUCAAGGAUUCGCUUCUGCGGAGGU